UCGGAUUACAGCCAUGUUGGGGGUCUUGCUGAGGAAUACUUUACCCGGCUGUUAAAGCGGUGUGGUGCAGCCCUGCGCAAGGCAAGCCUUGGUAUUCAUUCUGCUAGGGAGAACCUGCUGGCAGACGGUCCGACCCCAAACAUAUGACUCCUCGGUAGUUUGCAAGGACUACACUUUGUUGGCGUGACAAAGAGUCUGCAUGUCGGUGUAGACAUGUUCAGCUCUGUGGAUAUACGGCAAUUGGGAGUGGUGCUGCUGCUAGCGGCGGUGACGGUCGUCAGGUGCCAGCAGGACGACCUCUUGAAUUGUGUGCAGGAAGGGAAUGUAUACAGCGACAAGGACAUCUGGAAACCGGAGGCCUGCACCAUCUGCGUGUGUGACAGUGGUAACAUCCUGUGCGAUGACAUCGUCUGCGUCGAGGACGUGGAGAAUUGCCCCAACCCGGAGAUCCCUGAUGGAGAGUGCUGCCCCAUCUGCCCCACAGAUAUCCCAGAGCCGUCACCCACGUCUGCUGUAAUAAAGCCCUCAAUUACGAAUGGUCCCAUUGGCCCCAAGGGCACGAAAGGAGAUCCUGGCCCAAAAGGAUCCAAUGGGCUGAACGGAGAUCCGGGCUCCUCGGGUAUCCCCGGGACCCCCGGCAAGCCUGGCAACAACGGCCCCCGGGGACCGGCAGGGCCCCCUGGACCCCCUGGCCCAUCCGCCCCCACCCGCUUUGGAAAUCAAGCCCAAAUGGCAGGAGGAUUCGACGAGAAGUCAGGACAAUCCAUGAUGGGAAUGGGAAUGACUGUUCCGGGCCCCAGUGGACCUCCGGGUCCUCAUGGACUGCCAGGCUCUGCAGGUCCUCCUGGUCCUUAUGGUUUACAAGGCAUCCGUGGAGAGCAAGGAUCUCCGGGUCACAUGGGUCCAACUGGUCCCCCAGGCCCCCCUGGGCAUCCUGGAGAUGAUGGCAAGAACGGGAAGCCGGGCCGGCCAGGAGAUCGUGGCGGACCGGGUGACAUGGGUCCUGGUGGAAUGAACGGGAGCCCCGGAAUGCACGGAUCCAAGGGACACAGGGGAUACAACGGGAUUCCUGGAGCCAAGGGAGAAUCUGGAGGGAAUGGUCACCGGGGGGAGAGAGGUGCGGCUGGAAAGAACGGUUCCCCAGGCAACGUGGGCCCCCAGGGAUCAACUGGUGAGCGAGGACGUCCCGGAGGGUCUGGUCCUAGCGGUGCCCGUGGAAGCGAUGGGCUGGUGGGGUCAAGGGGACCAGCUGGUCCACUGGGCAGCGCUGGGUCAUCUGGCUUUGUUGGGCAGCCCGGAGCUAAGGGUGAGCUCGGUAUUGGUGGGUCGCGUGGGCCUGCGGGGCCACAGGGGUCACAUGGUGAGGUCGGACUGCCUGGGCCUCCUGGCCUCGUCGGGCUCCCGGGAAACAACGGACAUAAUGGAAAAUCUGGAAGCAAAGGACCACUUGGAAACCCUGGCAUUGCUGGAGCCCCUGGCUUCCCUGGCCCCCAGGGAGUGUUGGGCCUCCCAGGCCAAACCGGCCUCGCUGGCCUCAAGGGGCCCUCUGGCGAUAUUGGAAUUCCUGGCUUGAAGGGAGAACCAGGCUCCAAGGGUGAACACGGCAACGCUGGUCUCUCGGGAGCCGCGGGUUUGUCUGGAGAAGAGGGCAAGCGUGGCAGCCUCGGCGAGCAGGGCAACGUUGGCUUGGCCGGCCCGGCUGGUGCCAGGGGUGCCCCUGGAGUCAAUGGCUUCCCAGGUCCCAACGGGGGUGCGGGUGGCAUGGGCCUGCCUGGUGAUCGAGGAGCGGCCGGUCCUUCCGGAGCCAGGGGCCUCCCCGGCGAGCCCGGCAACCCCGGCGAGGCCGGUGGCACGGGAGCGAGGGGUGCACCGGGGUCUACUGGCAGCAGUGGUCCUUCUGGAAAGUCUGGUGCUCAGGGUGCAGCUGGACAAGAGGGCCGAUUGGGUCGACCAGGCUCCACCGGUGGCCGAGGAUCUCCUGGUCCCAUGGGAUUCCCUGGGCCCAAGGGCAUUGAUGGGGAGGUCGGGCCACCCGGUGCCACUGGCGGUAAUGGAAACCGCGGUCCCAUGGGCGAGUCUGGGAAGGAUGGGGAGAAUGGAGCACGGGGAGCGGGAGGCCCCAUGGGCGCAAGCGGAGAACGAGGAGAGCAGGGGGCCUCUGGACUGGGUGGCCCACAGGGUGUGCCUGGCUCGCCUGGUGGACCUGGCAUGGCUGGCAGACUGGGUGACAGAGGAAUGCCGGGAGAUUCUGGUGCGCCUGGAAUUUCUGGCACCAAGGGUGAGGCCGGCACACCUGGUGAGCGCGGUUCUACUGGUUCCAGCGGCAUCCAGGGCAUCCGUGGUCAGGCUGGAACCCCCGGCACCUCUGGAGCCAAGGGCGAGGCUGGAGUUGUUGGGCCAUCCGGUCUCAUUGGAAGCCCCGGUGCCUCUGGGCUGCCGGGUGAGAGAGGUGUAAGCGGAGGCCCCGGAGGCAAGGGGGAAAAGGGUAACAACGGCGAGAGAGGCUACGAAGGGAACCCCGGCAAAGACGGAGCCCGAGGUGUGAUUGGUCCGGUUGGGCCUCCAGGCCCUAGCGGUGCUCCAGGCGACAAAGGCGAGCAUGGCGCCUCUGGUCCUCUUGGGCCGGCCGGCCCCGCAGGAGUGAACGGCGAGCGAGGCAGUGUCGGCUCCGCUGGAAUCCCUGGGCUCGUCGGAUCUCCCGGGCCCAGCGGCCACAAUGGGGCCAAGGGUGAGAAGGGAGUGGCCGGUGGGAAGGGUGAUAACGGAGCCCCUGGCAUCCAUGGAUACAUCGGGGCCCCGGGCCCACAGGGACCGUCUGGAGAGGGCGGCCCCAAGGGAGCUCUUGGUGAAGUUGGCGGCAUGGGCAUGACUGGAUUCCCAGGAGCGCCUGGUGAAUCUGGCACCGGUGGUCCUCCGGGAGGCAUCGGUCCUCAGGGUGCAUCGGGAGCGCAGGGCAAGGACGGCAGCAUGGGCCCACGCGGUGACACUGGCACACCAGGCGAGCCCGGGGAGCCCGGCCCCACCGGCCUCCUUGGCAAUCAAGGAGAGCGUGGCGAGAGGGGCCCUAGCGGAACCCGGGGUACCGCUGGGGCACCAGGCAGCAGUGGCUUCCUGGGUUCUCAUGGUAUCCAGGGUCUGUCCGGCCAGCGUGGUGAGAGGGGCGUCCCUGGACUCAACGGCCCUACGGGCUCUCUCGGCAAAAGCGGUCCCACGGGUGAACAAGGCGAACGUGGAGCUCCGGGUAACGUGGGCUCCCCGGGUCUCAAUGGCGCUCCCGGCGAGUCCGGCCGUGAGGGUUCAUCUGGUACUGAUGGAGCUUCCGGGCGCGAUGGCCUUGCUGGCGUGCGGGGAGACCGCGGUGAACCUGGGACGCCCGGCCGCCCAGGCAAUCCAGGCAACAUGGGCAACCCUGGCCUUUCAGGAGCCAACGGCAAGGACGGGCACAGGGGCGAAACGGGCCCUCAAGGAGAUUCAGGCAUCGUGGGCAGACCUGGCUCCGCAGGGCCGCUUGGCCCUCAGGGGCCAAACGGAGCCCAUGGCGAGAGGGGCGACUCAGGCGAGAGGGGAAUUAAGGGCCACCGUGGCUGGAGCGGUUUCCAGGGUCUGCCUGGCCUGCCGGGUCCUCACGGUCACCAAGGAGGCCCUGGUAUCAAUGGCGGCAGUGGUCCAAGGGGACCCACGGGCCCAGCGGGCGGGCGUGGCAAGGAUGGGCACAAUGGACAGGCUGGCCCCCUCGGGCCCUCUGGCCACCGCGGUCGUCCAGGGGAGGCUGGCAGUGCUGGCCCUGCUGGUUCACCAGGUAUCCCUGGGCCCCCAGGCCCUCCCGGCCCUGCAGCAAACGGCUACGGACAGUUGCCCUUGAUUGGCAUGGAGAAGGGACCAGACCCAUACCCUUACCGGUACCGUGCUGAUGAGGCGCUCAAGGAGCACGAUGCUGAGGUGGAUGUGACCCUCAAGAGCCUCACCAACCAGCUGGAGAACAUCAUGAGCCCCGAGGGCACCAAGACCGACCCGGCUCGCAGCUGUCGAGACCUCAUGCUCUGCCACUCUGACUGGAAGAGCGGUGAGUACUGGAUCGACCCUAAUGAGGGCUCAGUGCUGGACGCCAUGAAGGUCUGGUGCAACAUGGAGACCGGGGAGACCUGCGUCUAUCCCAAGCCCAAGAACGUUCCCAGCAAGAACUGGUGGAGCAAUAAGGGCAGCCGCGAGCACAAGCAUGUCUGGUUUGGAGAGGCCAUGCCCGGUGGCUUCCACUUCAGCUACGGAGACGACACCAUGUCGGCCAACAUCGCCGAGGUGCAGCUCAACUUCCUGCGCCUCGUGGCCGCCGAAGCCUCCCAGAACAUCACGUACCUGUGCCGUAACAGCGUGGCGUACGCGGACGCCGCGGGCAGCCUGCGCAAGGCCGUGCGGCUCAUGGGCUCGGGCGAGCUCGAGCUGCGUGCAGAUGGCAAGAACCGCUUCACCUACUCCAUGCUGGAGGACGGCUGCGCGAAACACACUGGCGAGUGGGGAAAGACAGUUCUGCAAUACAAGACAAACAAGCCGUCUCGUCUGCCGAUAGUGGAUAUCGCACCUCUGGACAUUGGUGGACCCGAGCAAGAGUUUGGCGUCGAAAUUGGCCCCGUCUGCUUCCUGUAAAACCAAUGGACUUUGCAACUCCACCUCUGUUCGCCAUCCACCAAACCCUUGCACUGAACGGCUAAAGAUUGACCGUUUAACGUUGCUAAUGGUCUUCCAUCCACAGGCUUAUGUUUGGAUUUCAUGGCAAAAAGUGUGAAAAUGCCUAUCUGUAUUGUUCUGUGUAAAUUAGAAACAUUUGAUGUUGUUCAUAUUGCUGUGGAAUUACUUUUACAGGAAUUCACUUUAAUAUUCUGAUCGCAACAACAGGUGUAGUUUUUUGCCCCAAAAUUUUUUUUUUACAAAAAGUGUCAAUGGAUUUUUUUUCUAAAUGUGAGUCGAAGAUUUCUGGAAUUUUUUUUUAAACAAAAGGCUAUUUUUUAAAUGACUAAAAUGGUAAUUAAACACAUUUUCGGACUGCAUAACUGUCCUGUCUUAUUUGGUUUGCAGGGAGACGGCCUUCACAAAACACACCAUGUGUUGUAUAUGUUACAUUUGGUGCUUUUCGUAGUGCUUCCAGUUGUAUCUUUAAAGGUGCUACUUUACUAUGGGUUUGGUUUUAUUUAAGCAUAAAAAAAAAUCAGCAAACUUGAAGAACCCAGUAAAGCUAAAGGUGCUAGCUGCCUCAUUUGACUCAAGUUACUCUGGUCAUGAACAAUUCACCUCUUUUUCUUGAUGUGAAAUAUAUCCAGACCAGAACUGUUUUCUUACGGAAUUACUAGAUCCAUGCUACACCAGUAUGGCCAAGCGAACAAGACCAAAAAAAAAGACUUAAAAAAGAAAGCGUCCAUGUUGUUUGGAAAUAAACAUAUUGUUUAAAAAAAUAUAUAUUGAAAAUUAAGUCUUCUUUUGUUGCAGUGUUGGCCACAAUUGUUUUGGGAUGUCGAUUCCACAUUUUAAAUCUGCCGCUUAACCUGGGGAAAGCCUUUAAGUUGUCCUCCUGCUUUAGUUGACCCCCUCUCGAUGACCUUGCUGCCGUCUCAUAUAGUGGCUUUGCGUGAGUCGCUCUAUGUUCUCCAAAAAUAGGCAUGUGGAUCCCCGCUUGCUCUCUCACAUAGUGGUUCCCCCUCUGUGCGUGUGUUGGUGUUCCUGUGUAAUAUCCAACAAGCAAAGGGAUAGCCACCUGGACAUGUACAAUUUUUGUAUAUUUCAUUUAGUGCCGAUGCAGAAAGCUUUGAUUUUUGUAAAAUGCUAUUUUGUAUGCAGUAUAGACAGGGAACUUACACAUUUGGGAUCGUAGAAAUUCAUCUCGGCAUUUAUUUGUGUGUGCCUAACGAACGUGUCCUUAUUCGAUUCAUCCCAUAUGUUGUCCACGCCAGUAGAUGCAAACUUAAAAAAAUAAAGUGUUCAAUUUUUUAUUUGUAUCAAAUGUCACAUGAUGUGUUUUGUGGAAUGUGUAGCCGUUUCCUUGGCUAUUUCGUAAAAAAAAAGAGGGACAAGGAAAUAAAAAAAGUUAAUGAAGUGCC
Petromyzon marinus (sea lamprey) is the source of this 6086-nucleotide messenger RNA. RefSeq lists its product as uncharacterized. Lineage: Eukaryota; Metazoa; Chordata; Hyperoartia; Petromyzontiformes; Petromyzontidae. The record is from RefSeq and is a predicted model, not a curated record. Gene Ontology annotation, biological process: extracellular matrix organization. Gene Ontology annotation, molecular function: protein binding; extracellular matrix structural constituent conferring tensile strength.